Orbilia oligospora ATCC 24927 is the source of this 2796-nucleotide messenger RNA. RefSeq lists its product as uncharacterized. The coding region runs from base 1 to 2796 and encodes 931 amino acids. Gene Ontology annotation, molecular function: phosphatidylinositol binding. NCBI's taxonomy places the organism in Eukaryota, Fungi, Ascomycota, Orbiliomycetes, Orbiliales, Orbiliaceae. The transcript has 8 exons. The record is from RefSeq and is a predicted model, not a curated record.
AUGUCCGACGGUUCAGUCACACCGCCGUAUGGCACACCUCCAGAAACAAAGAUGAUGGGAGCAAACAGUAGACGCUACAACAAGGGCGGCGGCGAUAACACCGGAAACGUCCUUACUGGAAAGCAAGAGCACUAUCUCAAACGCGAACUCAUCUCCCGCCAAACCAAAUCCGAAAUCGCAGAACUAAACUCCCCAACCGCUCUCCGUCGUUUUGGCGCACCAUUCAAAUCGGAACUCGGCGAGGUAUCACCUACGGAUUCAGAUUUACCAAUCCUUAGAUUUAUAUUCGUCCACCAUGUGCGCAAGUUCCCAUUUCUCGACCAGGCGAAGGAGAAGGAGUUUUGGCAGGAUAAGCUGCAAGUGUUCCUAGAAUCUUUCGCCACCAAACAAAUUUCCUCGUCUGAAGACCGCCUGGAAGAAACAAAACGCAGGAAGCUAGCCUUAAAAUGCGAGAAAUUAGUAGAACUUAUGAUGAACUCGGGUAUCCCAACUGCUUCGGGUUACGAAGAGCGUGUUAGCUUCGAGGAAAUUGAAGUAGUCGAUCGAGACGCUAGGGACGAGUCCUUGAUGGUCAACGUACCGGAGGGGCAUGUACUCAACGGCUGGGAUGUCAAUGUUGUUAGUGUGCGACAAACGUCAGUGAAGAGAACUGUGCGAUAUCAUACGCACGCUGAAUUCUUAAUACGUAGCAAACAUGAAAAACACGGCGAGGUGCUCGUGGGAAGACGAUAUGGCUCUUUCAAACAGCUGACAAGAGACUUGAAAAAAGAGUUCCCAGGAAAGGUCUUCCCGCCACUGCCCAUUAAAACGAAGGCUUCCUCUGGAGGGUCUACCGGCCUCCUCACUCCAAGCGGUGCAAUCAAAGAUGACGAUUCUAGCUCAAUCUCGUCUGUUUCAACUAUCGCAUCAACCGAGGUAUCCUCACGCAGAUUAUCCGCUCCAUUCUCCCACUCUCGCUCCACCUCCGCAAGUAGGAAUUCGAGGUCGGCAUCGAGAAAUCGCAAUAGUUUGACUUCAGAACGAGGAGACUCGCCGCCUCAAGAGAACUCAGCGCCGCUAUGGAGGGAGGAUCAGCGGGUGUCAUUACGCGCGUACAUUCGAAAUCUAUUGAAGAACCAACAGAUUGCGACCUCUGCAGCCAUGAAAACCUUCCUAACAGAAUCUCCACUCAAGUUAAAUAGGGAGGAGGAGGCAGAUGAACAGCGGAGAAGGCAGGCAGAUCAGGCGAGAGUUGAUGAACAAAUGAGGUUUUUUGAAAUCGCUAGAUCUAGAGCCCGUGAACUCGAUGCCUAUAUGGAAGGGUUCAGGAGAGAGAUUGUUGAAGCUAAUGGCUUGACAAACCUAUUCGCGGAGAUCAAGGAGAAGAACCAUAUCUCUGAGCUUUCGCCCAACUACCAAAAGUUUGCAGAAUGGGCUAGAAUAGAAGUCGCCGCAACAAUCUACCAUCUUUUCCUCGCUGAGGAUAACUCUCCAGAGUUAUUCGCGCAGAUGAAGAGAAUACACUCGCUAAUACCAUACGCCGUUCUUAAGAAUAUUAUUCGUAUUGCCAAUCCCGCAGCAGUUAUGUCUGGGGUCCUCGACCUUUUCCUCGCCCAACCCUUUAAAUCACGAUCCCUAAUGCAGCGAGUCUUCGGAAUGGCAAUUUCAGACGGUGUAAACCAGGUACAAAAAGCCAUCGACGCUUUAUGGCCCAAAGUUGGCGACGCUGUACUCUGCGAUAAAAUCAAACAAUUCGCUGAAGCUAGCGACGAUGUACGAGAGAUUGUUAGGGAGGAUGCGGCGGCCGACGAUGUGGACAUCUUAGUUGCCAUCCUCCGGUCCGAGUUGCUGGAACCCGAACUUUCGCCUGAGCAAAUCGGCACCGUGUUUAAUGCCUAUGUCGCCUGGACGAACGCCGUUAACAACGUCGACGACGAGAUGCGACAAGGCGCGGUGCUAUUUUCACACUUGAAACAACUGUUGAAGCUGUAUACCAGACGUCGGGAUAAGAUGAUGAUGCAGGCUUUGAUUGAAGAGCCGGUUACGCUACAGUUGUUCAGGGAUUUGUUCCAUAUCUUUUAUGAACCGUUGGUGAGGGUUUAUAAAUCCGCGAAUGUGUAUAACAGUAUUACGGACUUUGCGCACUUCUUGGAUGAUAUCAUUGUGGUUGUGGAGAAGGCGCAGAAGCAAGACCUAGCAUCUGAUCCCAACAAGACAGUACAAGCAUUCAUUGAUCUCUGCGCCCGACACGAAGACAAUUUCUUCAAAUUCAUCCACGAAGUACAUCUCCACGACAACGGACUGUUCUCGUCGUUAAUGGGAUGGAUCGAGGAUAUUCUCGCAUUCCUACGUAACGGACCGAAGCGCGGAGCGUUGGAUAUGAACAAGUUAUUCGAAGAUGCAGUUGAGCAAAAGGUUAUUGAUUCGGCCAAGGCGAAGGCGGAGAUUGACAGUCUUAUCAAAUGGCAAUUUGACAGGAAGAGAUGGCAUGAAGGCAAGACAAGGCAGAAGAUGGCCAGUGGACGGGAUAAUUGGUCAGAGACAAAGCCAGGAGGGUUUAGUGUGUCUGAUUUUGGAUUGGAGCCGGAGGACCUGGCGGAUCUUGCGAUUGACGAUGCGGAGAUGGAUGAAGAUCUAGCGUUUGAAGAGGAAUUGGAUGAUGCGGAUUUGAUUGCAGUUGAGCAGAAGAGGAGGAAUCGGCAGGCUGAGAUAUUGAGACGGACUGCGGGACAGCCUGUGAAGCCGCCGAUCGAUGAAUUGCACAAGAUGGGGGAUGUCUUCCUUGUGGCAUUGAAGAAUGUGCUAUCAGAAGAUUGA